GGGCCGAGGUUUUUUUAGAACUUGGCUAGGUCGCCCUUCCGAGUGACCUUUUCCUACCCUCCCGGGCUCGAGUGGGCGGCAGAAAAGCGUUUCCUUUUUUCUGCGGCCAAGUUGUCAUACAAGGUCAGGGGAAACUGAGUUUUGCCCCCAGAAAUCUCUCAGAAGGAGCUGCUCCGGAAGAACCUUAACUACUCUUGAUGCUUGCUUUAUGGAACAGUUUUGGCUUUGGGAAAACUGAACUUUUUAGUCGUGAGUGUGUGUGUGUGUGUGUGUAUUUUUAAACAAAAGAAAUGUGUCUCGUGCUUACUCCUAAGUCGGGGGUGAUGUAGUUGAUAAGGAAAGGAGAGAUUUAUCUUGAGUUGCUUUAAAUCAAUCACAGGGAAAAAAACAAGCUGGAGAGGAGGGUACUUGUAAUUUUUGCUCAUCACCGGAAUGGGAUGGGGAGGGGGCAGUGUUAUGUUGCUGUUCUGAUAGUAUUUACUAGUGCUUAUAAGAGAGGAGAAGUCAAAGAGCUUUUUUGAUGCUUGGUAUUAGAAAUAGAAAUACUCACAUCCCCUGUGCUUUUGUAAUAUGCAUCAGGUUAGAAAACUUAAAGGAAUCAAUGAAAAAGAAUAACACCCUCAGUAAAUAUAUGCAAAUAAUAGAAAGUACUGUGUGAAGUGCUGUGUUCCAUCUUCCUAUGUCACUGUCAGGAUUUUAAACUCUUGACUGAUUUUUGUAAGUUUUGCCAAAGUGCAGUAGAGAAUGUUUGUGCCUGUGAAUAAAUCAAGAAUCUAGGGGAAAAAAACCCAUUCAAAACCAAUGACUUAAUUGUAACAGUUGUAACAGAAUAACGUAUGGCUCCUAGAAGCAGGGCAUUUUGAUUUUCUGGUUUCAUUUAGUGCUUUUUUCCUCCAAAAUAACUUGUUUUGGCUGACAUCACCUAUUUAAAGUUUUCUUUGUAAACUUUUAAUUAGGUUUUGUUUGGGUAGUAGCUCACCAGAUCUCAGCUUCCCUAAAGAUCCACCUCCCACUCAAGAAGCAGGAGUGGAAACAUAACACUGCCAUCUAGAUCUAGCUUCUCAGCUGCUUUCUGUGGCACACCUACAGAUCUUGCUUGGCUGGUGGGAAGACUGCUCUGGCACAGCAAGGGAUUCAACCAUGUUUAUAAUGAAGAACAGCAGACUCUGAGCUGUAACCUGAAUUCUUGUCUAAAAUUCAGCACACUGGCUGCAAGAGCACCAAACAGAAUGCCACUUGUUCCGUCGGAGUCUUUGAAACAAACUUGCACACCUAGGACAGAACAGUGCAGGUAUCUGUGUGUUCUGCAAUACAUGGGCCAACUUGGAACAGAUCACAGCUCUACUUUCCCUAUGUUUGCUGCUUAGACUUACGCAGGGGCCCUAAGAGUUUACUUCCAUCAAUGAUGGUUUGAAUGGUAACCUUGUCUGCCACAGAGUGUUACAUCGUUCAUGAAAUCUACAAUGGAGAGAAUGCCCAAGACCAAUUUGAGUAUGAAUUGGAGCAGGCUCUGGAGGCACAGUACAAAUACAUAGUUAUAGAGCCCACCCGGAUCGGCGAUGAGACUGCCCGAUGGAUCACAGUUGGGAACUGCCUGCACAAGACAGCUGUGCUGGCAGGCAGUGCCUGCCUCUUCACCCCGUUGGCACUUCCCUUAGAUUAUUCCCAUUACAUCUCCCUGCCUGCUGGCGUGCUGAGCAUGGCCUGUUGCACCCUCUAUGGAAUCUCCUGGCAGUUUGACCCUUGCUGCAAGUAUCAAGUGGAGUAUGAUGCCUAUAAACUUUCCCGACUGCCUCUGCAUACGCUCACUUCCUCCACUCCUGUGGUGCUGGUGAGGAAGGAUGACCUGCACAGAAAGAGACUGCAUAAUACAAUAGCACUCGCUGCCCUGGUGUACUGUGUAAAGAAGAUUUACGAGCUUUAUGCUGUAUGAUUUCAGUAGAAAAGGGAGAGAGAAAGAAGAAAAAAAAACCGCCACAAAAGACAACAGUGUAUUAAGAUUUCCACAGUAACAUUUUUUUUCCUCUGAAAUGCAGUGGAGACUGGGAAGGUGUUUGGUUUAAUAUAUUAUUUUCCAGAGUAAGACAAAAAUCACUGCUACAACAAGGGAUUUUCAGCUCAUUACACUAAGAUAUGGAUCUGCAGUGAUUCAAGACAUGUUCUAGGCUGUGGAAGUCUGAUUGAGCAGUGGAAUGUUGAUGGAAGCAAACUAUAUCAAAGGGGGGUGUGAAAUGCUUUUUUGGGGGAGGGGGGAACCUUUCAAGUAUAUUGUUUAACUGUACCAUCCAGAGCCAGCCAGAAGCUAUUGACCAUUAAAAUAAUGAGCAUUUCAAA
Molecule: messenger RNA, 2334 nt
Organism: Sarcophilus harrisii (Tasmanian devil)
Lineage: Eukaryota; Metazoa; Chordata; Mammalia; Dasyuromorphia; Dasyuridae
Gene: TMEM11
Product: transmembrane protein 11
Exons: 3
Coding region: 1415-1933 (172 amino acids)
Biological process (GO): inner mitochondrial membrane organization
Cellular component (GO): mitochondrial inner membrane
Source: RefSeq, a predicted model, not a curated record